AUGGCUAACAAGGACUCUGACUAUCCCUCAUCUCAGUCAGAUGGAGAUGAUGUAGACCCCGAUCAAGAAGAACAGAGGCAGCCAGUUAACAAUAACGUUGCAAAUAUCCUUGCGAGACUCCAAUCUACUGGAGCUUUGAUUAAGAAACUAAAGAAAGAGUUUUAUUGCUUCACAUGUGAAUUAGAUUUUCCUGAUAGGGAAGAGUUAAAUAAUCAUCUCAUUCAGCAUGUUUCCUUACCGAAUGUGGAACUUGUAAAACUGCCUUCUGACGACGAAGACGGACCUCCUUCGGAAGACGAAAACUGGUUUGACGAAGAAGAGCCAAAAAUGCCAAACCCAAAAACACCUCAGAAGGUAGAUAUAUCAGAAAUACUUAAAAACAAAGGCCUUUCAAUUAAAAAGAAUGAAAGUUCCCUAAAUUCGACCUCGGCAUUAGAUAAAUUGAGCAGCUUAGGGCUGACAAUAAAAAAUAAUGCAACUCCAAUCAAAAAAGAAAAGCCAGAUAAUGACAAAAGUGAUGUUAUGCAAAGGUUAGGUAAAUUAGGAGGUAUUAAAUUAACAUUAAAGUCAGAUGGAAGUAAUACAAAUACAUUUAAAGUGGUCAAUGGCUUAAAAGACUUCAAAGCCUCAGAUGAUGAAGAUGAAGGAAGUGAAAAAGAUAAAAACAAUGAUGAUGAUGAUAAUGACAACAACCUUAAAACAGAAGAAAGUAAUAACCAAAUCAAGUCGCGCACACCUUCUGAAAGUGAAGAUUCAAACUCUAGUAAAGCUAUUAAAUUCCCCAAAACUUCAAAAGUCACGAAUUUCAAUGAGGUAGAAGAUCAACUCGGUGCCACGUCAGUCAACAAACAAGCCAAGCCUCGGGCGAGACCAACAGUUAAACAAACUCCAACAAGAGCAAAUCUACAAACUCAGAAUAAUUGUAAUGCAGAAAAAAUUUCUGAAGCUGAACUAGAUCGGCCGCAUUCCAAUUCAAGUACGGAGACCAUAAUUAUUAAAAAAGAAGAAACUGAUUCUACCGAAUCUCGUCCGAUAGAUGCACCUUUGUUUUCGGGACAGAUUAAAACUGAGCGAAUGUCCCCAACUCUUCCAGACAGUUCGACACCUAUUGUCACUCAAAUUAAGACUGAAAAUGAUACUAUAACAUCACCACCAAUAACUACAAUGCCAUUAAAAUGUGUAACUAAAACGGAAGAACCAGUCACGGUAAUAGAAAUAAACGGAGAUUCUAAUGAUGAGGACGAUGAUUGCUGUGUUGUUUCAACCACCCCUGCCCCUGAUAAUAAGCCAAAAACGGAAAUGAAAUAUGUUCCAAUUGCGACUAAAAUAGAAGAAGUUAGUUAUCCUUCGUCAACUUCGUACUCUACAAGUGCAUUCUCUAUGGCUCAAACUAAUCAUAGUUCAGCUUCAGGUGUGUCACAAGCGCCCACAAUACAAACAACAGAAAAACAGCAUAGUUUUGAUUGGAAUGCACCAGAUUCAAAACCUGCUGUUGAUAUUUUUGAAAAAAGUGCAGAUGACAUAUUUGAUAGUCUAAUAUCGACGGGUAAAAGAGAGAAUAUGAUAUCUGAUGCAAAUGAAUAUAUAUCUAUUGAUAAGUUAGGUUCACAACAUACAUGCGACGUUUGUAACACUCGAUUCACAGACAUAUCUUUACUCGAUGAUCAUAGAAAAAUGACAGGUCAUUCUCAAAGUUUAGUGGCUUCCUCUAGUCUUCUUCCAUACAACAAUUCCCCAAAUAUCAUCUCGAAUCUUUUGCCAGUAAAACAAAUAGCAGACCAAGUUGGCAAGUUAUCAUCUAUAGGAAACAAUUCAGGAUUCACUCAUCAACAAAAUGUUAUGAUUAACAUACAAGCAUAUCCCGGAGGAGGCGGAGCCAUGAUGCCUGGACAAACUCCAUAUAAUACUUUCCAAAGUCCACCUAACUAUACCACAUCAAAUAAUAUGUACGGUCCGACUGGACAGCCCAUGUCUGAGCAAUUUCCACCAGGAAACUUUAUGGAUUCAAACAUGCCUUAUGGACAGUAUCCAUCCCAUAUGUCUAAACCUGGUUACCCUAGUACGAUGUCGCAGAAUACAUAUCCUCCACACAUCCCUUAUUCAGGUAAUACACCACUUCAAGCCAUGCAACAAGCUGUUUAUGGCCAGACGGGAAUUAUGAAUCAACCUGGGACUAUGGGACCACCACCGGCCCAACCUUACGCUCCCGUGUCUAGUCCAGGUGGACUAAUGAAACCACCAAGCACUAGCGGGCUUACUAUACAGAAUGUACAAACCUUUCCUCCUGGUCAGUUAGCCAUGUCAAGUACAGGUCAAGGCAUGGAUCACAAGGCAAGUCAAGCGAUGGGGCAAAUGCUCCCGCCCCCUUUGAGAAUGUCGUCGGGGCCGACUGGGCCUCAAGGAUCUCGUCCCCGAAUGCCGAGUAUACGGCCAGCAGCCCCAAAACCGUCUAUACGAUCCGGAGUGCAAGUGCACGGCCAAAUCCGUGGUGCUAAAAUUUCUCAACGAAUGCCUUUAAAACGUACAGGGGGAGCGACAGGAGGACCUGGUACUAAGCGACGGCCUGAUAUGUUGCUGCCCGGCAAACACGACAAUGAAGAUUGCCAAGUUAUGGCCAUGCAGAAACAAAGAGAGGGCCUUCCAUUGAUUCAUAGUGUGCAGGGAGCUAAAGAUAAAUUGGGAAGUCAAAUCUCAAUUACCAAAAAGACUGUAAAUAAAGAAGCAAAUGCCAUGGCCAACGUCCUUGCUUCUCGUGGUAUUAGCAUCAAACAGAAGCAGAAAAGCCGAUCCCCAACACCAGAAAGACCUCUACCACAUAUUCCUAAUCUCGGUUCUGGUGUUAGCAUUAAGCAUACUUCAAAAUCCAGUAAUUUCUCAAUUCCCGAAGCUAAAGUGGGUGGAGGUAUGGCUUUGUGUAAAAUCUGCAAAAAAAUGUUUGGAUCGUACAGUUCCCUUCAAGUCCACAUGGCAAAUGCACACCCACAGAGUAAAGUACCUUCGUUCAAAUGCGAUGAAUGUCCAGCUUCAUAUCCUAAGUCAUUGCAGUUACAGCAUCACAAACGAGUGUUUCAUAACAUGACUGGAGCUAACAAGGAACUUGGUCUACCUGUCGUAGAUUUCUCUCAAAUUGAUAACCUUAAGAGACUUAGUAAUUUAGGCAUCUAUAGUUUUAUCCCCUUAGCAAACCGAGAGCAGGCCAAUGGAUGCUUUGGUAUACCUGUAAUAUCAGUUCAUAACAUGAAUUCUGGCAUGACAUCAAAUUUGCAAGCCUUAGGUGCAGAUGGUUUGUUGAGUUUAGGCCCACUCAAGCCAUUACCGAAUACUUAA
Messenger RNA from Pieris macdunnoughi, 3327 nucleotides. The record is from the annotation of a GenBank genome assembly. Lineage: Eukaryota; Metazoa; Arthropoda; Insecta; Lepidoptera; Pieridae.